AUGCCCACCAAUGUUCACAAAAUCCUCAUGCUUCAUGACAUCUUCAAGCCAAAAACUCGGUACGUGCGAGAAGUCUUUCGCACUCUGUCUAACGAGAUGGAGUUUGAGUUCAAGUAUCUGUCCGGUGUGCUACCAGCCUACCCCGAUGACAACGAUAUCACGGACAAGAAAGUCUGGGGCUAUAGUGAACCCGAUAAUGAUAAAAUCAACGGCUUAGAGAGGUCUAUUCAGCAUAUCCUUGAUACCCUUAACCAAGACGGUCCUUUUAGUGGUAUAGUUGGAUUUUCCUCGGGUGCCGCCAUGACAGUAAUCGUUACUUCGAUGCUGGAGAAGGAAAACGCAGUUCGUGGUAUUUCAAGGGAGAGACGCCAUCCGCAAUUACUAUUCGUAGUAUGCCUGAGUGGCUUUAAGCUAGAGAAUAAGUGCUAUAGAGCUUUUUAUUCCCCAAAAAUUGUGACUCCGAUGUUACACGCCGUCGGCGAGUUGGAUUCAACGGUUUCUCCUAGGCAGACACGGAGCCUUGCACGACAGUGCUCAUUCCUAUAG
Penicillium soppii is the source of this 546-nucleotide messenger RNA. RefSeq lists its product as uncharacterized. Gene Ontology annotation, cellular component: cytoplasm; nucleus. The record is from RefSeq and is a predicted model, not a curated record. The coding region runs from base 1 to 546 and encodes 181 amino acids. NCBI's taxonomy places the organism in Eukaryota, Fungi, Ascomycota, Eurotiomycetes, Eurotiales, Aspergillaceae. The transcript has 3 exons.